This is a messenger RNA of Cetraspora pellucida, 2755 nucleotides long. The record is from the annotation of a GenBank genome assembly. NCBI's taxonomy places the organism in Eukaryota, Fungi, Glomeromycota, Glomeromycetes, Diversisporales, Gigasporaceae.
UCAUCUUGAGUCAAAUGAUCUCUCAUCAGUUAUACGAGAGUUUAUAAACUUAAAGAAUCAAAACAUUGUACCAACUUUAGAGACCUACCAUAUUCUUUUAAAAUCAUGUGCAAAAACCUCUGAUUUACAAAGUGCCAUCCAAAUUAUCAACCAAAUGUAUAUCGAUUCACAUCAGUCUUCUAUACCAACAAAAGAGACCUAUAAAUAUUUUUUGAACGUAGUUGAAGCAUCUUCAGAUCACUUAUUAACUAUAAGCGUUUUGAGGUCAAUUACAAAUGGCCAAGUUCCUUUGGCUAAUUUAGGUUCUAAAACUCCAAGUUUAACUGAUUUACGACCAAUUAACGUGGAAGUAGAUUUAGAAUUAUGGAAAUUAAUAUUAAGAAUUAUGACUGUACCACAUAAAAUUUAUACAACUCAAAAAAUGGAUUAUUUUGAGGAUGUAAAAGAAUUAUGUGAGACAUUCAUUGAAUCAUUUAGAGGUCCAUUUGAUGAAGAAACUUGGAGAUUGAUCAUACGAGCCUUAGGAUCAUAUCCUAAAGAAAAUGAUACAUUUCAAAAAAUGUUGCAAAGGCUUCAAGAUGAACAAUUAUUGACUCCGGCAUUGUAUUCUGAGAUUAUAUGGGCUUUAUCGCGAAAAUCAAACAUACAACUGGCAAAAACAUAUUUAGAUCGAUUGGUUUCAAGAUUCAAUCACAUACCAUCACGUGAAUCUUUUUACGCAAUGCUUUCUUACUAUGCUGAUUUAGGCAGAUUUAAAACUGUUUCAAAUUUAAUAAAUAGGUAUGCACUUUGGAUUAAAGAUCCACAAUCACAAAUGGCAGCACAAAAAAAUUUAAGAGAUUUAUGGGAAUUUGAUUUUUCAACAGUCUUAAUGCAAGCUUAUGUUCAUGCACUCUCCAAAUAUAUUUUGAGUAAAAAAAAGUCAGAGGAUCAAACUGAUAGUCUUUUGGAUGAUGCAAUGGAUUCGAGAAUACAAAAGACCAUAGAACAAAUAGAUUUUUUUUCAAGUGAUGAUUUUAAAAAUAGUUCAUUUUAUUCUUCAUGGAAGGAAUUGGUUAACAGUCUUUCUAAACAAUCCUCUACUUUAGACCCUAGCUUUCCAAAAUUUCAUCGUGAUCAUUACGAUUUAAUAAUCAGAUUUAAUAUUUUUGCGAAUCAAAUUAGUCCUAAGGAGUUUCCACUAGACAAAAGUUUGGAAAUGCUAAAAAACAUGAGAGGAGAAGGAAUGGAACCAACUUUUGAAACAUAUCGUAUCGUUUUAGAAGGGUAUGCAAAAUCACCAGAAUUUCAGGCUGUUGAUGAAAAGUCUGUUGGUCUGAGAGUCGAAAAAGCUUUGGAAAUCUUUGAUAUGAUUAAACUUGCAGGAUAUGAUGUUGAUAAUAUUAAAGUUUUUCAACCAUUACUAGAAUCCUGUUUGCCUCAGUUAAAUAAUAGAGAAAAUAUUGAUAAGAAACCUAAUUCAGCUGGACAACAAGAGAAGGAAGAAUCAUAUAAUGAAAAUAUUUCAUUACUUCGUAGCUCUCUAACACCUAAGAUCUUUGAAAUAGAGCAAUUAAUGAAAAAUUUCAAAGUAAAACAUACACAAGCCUCUACAAUUACAUUAUUUCAACAAUUGGCUUCGGUAGGUGACUACCAAAACAUGUGGAAACGAUGGACCAAACUUUCGUUAAUGGGGUACCGAAGAAACGAGGAAUUGUAUGAAACAAUAUUAAGAUUGGCAUCAAAAGACAAAUUUGAGUCUGAAUAUGCUAUAAAUGUUGUUAGACAUCAGAUGAAAAGAGAAAAUCCAGAGGUUAAGCCCACAUUCGGAAUUUGGAAAGAAUUAAUGGAAUGUUGUGGAAAUAAGUUGCAUGAAAAGGCAGAUAUUAAUAUUGCAAAUAAUGUUGGAAUGCUUAGAAGUGAUGCAAAUAUAAGACUUAAUAAAGAGGAUAUAAAUUUUAAAUCACAAAUGUUAAUUCUAGGCACAUGUUUCAGGCUACCAGAAUUACAUAAAGAUGGCGAAAUUUUGAUGAGCCAAAUUCUAGAGACAAAGAAAAAAUCAAUCAAUUUUGAAUUUUGGAAGGUGGUUUUGAAUCAUUCAGUACAGAAAUCUUUAAUCAAUAAGUCGGAUGAUUUAAACAUUCACCAAACUUGGGAAAUGUUUGUGGAUUGGAGGAAUGAACAUUUUGGGUUUGAUAAAAACUUAUCUCGUGCAUUUUCCGUAUCUUCACCUAUUUUCAUAGCAACUACAAAACCAUCAAACAGGCAUUCCCCGUCACCCACUUCCUUAAAACAAGCGUCAUCUUUAUCAGAACAAAGUAUUACUGUAAAACUACCACAUCCUCCAUAUCGCGUAAAAGAUAUUGAAGUUGGUUACAUUUAUCUCAGAUAUUUAAUUCAUAAGAAGGAAUUUGCACUAUUUAAAGAAAUUCUAAACCAUUUAGUUUUAAAUUUUCAUUCACUCUCAUUACCAAUUACCCUUGAUCAUAAAUUAACAAAUCAUUCGAUCGACAUUUCGCUUCUUGACAUCAAUGUAUUAGAAGAAUUCGCUUAUAUAUCUUGGAAACAAAAUAAUUUUGAUAAUUUAAGAUGGUUCCAAAAAAACAUUAUCGAUAGAGUCAGCAUAGAUUCUUAUUUGAACCCUUCUACAAGUUCAGUCCCAAAUUAUAACGUAGACACUGCUAAAUUAGAAAGUUUUAAAACUCUUUCAAAAUGGUUAAAAAAUUGUAUAAAAAUGUCAACUGGUAGGGAUGAUUUACCUUCUUCAUCCACACAA